CUCCUCGUGUGGAAAAAAGCCAUAUCGAUCUGGCCUCUUCUUCGUCUAAUCUUCUUCGAUUACGCGACAAGAAUUAACAGACACUUUCGCGUGGCGGCCAAAUUACUUUGUGCUAGUAGAGCAGCAGCAUCGAUUAGUCAGCCAGCUCCACCCUUCUCCUUCCUGCUCCCGCGAUCCAUCAGCCAGCCGGAGAUUCUUGCUCGCUCGCCGCCGAUGGCGUCGCAGGACGGCGGGUGGGGCGACGGCGGCGACUCGCUCUUCGAGGGCAUGGUCCUCUUCGCCCCCUCCCUCUCCGCCGCCGCCGAGGCACCCGAGCCCCCUAAGCCGCCCACCCCUCGCCCCGCCGCCGCCGCUGCCGACGCUGACGCCGACACCAGCGCGGCGUCCCAGCCUCUGGACGAGGACCUCUUCUCCGAUCUCACCCUCCUCGCCCCCCAGCCCCCGCUGGACCAGGACCAGCAGCCCCAAGCCCAGGAUCAGAGCCACCGCCCCGCCUCGCCGGUCUCGCCUGCCCCCGCCGCUGCCCUCUCCCGGCAGCCGUCCUCCUCGGCGCUCCGCAAGAAGAAGCGCGCCGUGCGCAUCGGGUACGGCCGCUCGCCACAGUCCGCCCCAGCUCUCCCGCCUACUGCAGCACCCGCCACCACCACCACCACCACCACCGCUGCUGCUGUAAUUCCUACUGCCAGCAGUAGUGGCAGCCUCCCGGUCCCGGAUGCUUUGCCGCAUGACGCCGCUCCCCCUAUCCCCAGCCAGUACCCUGACCAUCAUCAGGCAGAUAAUGGCCAUGAGGAUCCGGAGGUCAGUUCUUCGGAUGUGAAACAGGAGGCGAAAGAAGAGGAUGUUGGCGAGAAGGAGGUUGCUGGAGGCGCCGGGGCAGCAGCAGUGGGGAUCGAGGAGAGGCUGGCUCUUCUCAGAUCUCGGAUGUCCGGCAAGCUCGACGCAAUCCAGCAGAGAGCCGCCGCCGUCGCGGCCAAGAGGAGGCAGCUGGCAGGCAGGCAGCGGAAGGUCGCCGAGGACGUCGCGUCCGCGGCGUCCAAGCACAAGGAUCUGGAGAGGGAGCUGGAGGAGGCGUGCGAGGCCGAGGACUUCGAGAGGGCCGAGAGGAUCAGCGAUUCCCUUGCCGCUCUGGAGACGGACAAGGAUCGGUUGUUGACGGCGCUGCGUGAUGCGGAGCUUGUUUAUGAUUCUGUGGACUUGGAGCUGCAGGAUGUGCUCGAGUCCCGCAUUGCCAUGGAGGAGGAAGCUGCUGCCCUUCUCGAACAGUUUGCAAAGGAUGCCACUGACCAUGCUGAUUCGGUAAGCAAGCAAGCCGAAGAAAUGUCGUCGAAAGAAAUAGAAGAGUGGCAGACAUCAAUGGAGAUACUCCAAAUAAAGAAGCUAGAGAUGGAGGUUGAAACAGAAUUGGUUUUAUCAGCACGUUCAGGGCUGGAAGGUUCAGUAGAGCAUUUGAUUGAAGAUGACAAGAGAGAAAAGGACAUGCUAAGUAAGAAAGGAGAUACACUCACAGUGGAAUUAGCUGAGCUCCUGGAGUUGGUGAGGCUGAAAGAAGCAGAGAUAGCUGAAAACAAUGCUCGGAUCCAGGAGGUUCAAGAAAGGAUCAGCGCAGUAGUUUCCAGAUUUCAUGGCUCCCAGUCGGAUAUUGACCUGAAGAUCAAUUCCUUGCAGGAAGCCCAAAAUAAAAUCGAUCAAGAUACUGAAGCACUUGUCUUAAAAAAGAACGAAAUCGAUAACUUCGUCUCUUCAACAGAACAGAAAGACUCAGACUUGCGGGAAAUCAUCAAUGCUUGUUCUUCUGAAGCAAAAGCUUGUCAGCAAUCAGUCGAAAUCAGAAGAAAGCUUGCAUCAUCGAUCUUAAAGUCAAGACAGGAUAGAAUUGGGUUAUUAAAAAGGGAAGAGGAAAUUUCCCAAGACAUCCAAAUGCUCAGGCAACAAACAACUGAUGCAAGAACGAGUCUUCAGGGGAUCUCUUCAAGGAGAGCAGGCAUACAGCAAGAGAUAGCUACAUUUAAGCAGAAGCUGAGCUUCAUGGACAAAAGGGGUCCUGAAUUAGAGGCCGAAAAGAAGGUCGCUGCUGCUGCAAGGAACUUCAAGGAAGCUGGAAGGAUAGCUGCAGAGGCGAAAGCACUGUAUUCUGAAAAGGAAGAACUGCAUGCUAAAUUGGAGAAAGCUGGUACUGAUCUAGAGAUAAUAGAGAAGGAUAUCACAGCAACCACUGACAAGAUACAGGAAUGUGAAGGGCUUAUUGUGCUCAAAGAACAAGAGUCAGCCAUGACAAGUUACAAAAGACUCCGGCUGGACUCCUCUGCUGCUAGAGCAGAGUUGACUGCUGCAACUGAAACAGAUGACAAAGAAGAAGUAGAGAUAUUACGCAAGGAAGCUGAAGCUGCAGAAUCUAAAGCGCUGGAACUCAAAACAAUGUAUAACCUCCAACCAGAUGGCGAUGAAUAUACAUUUCAGCCUGUAGUUCCUAUAGCGUUCAUAACAAAUUCAACAUGGCAGCAGUUGGCAGAAAUGGCAUCUUCUUUUGGCCUCUCUCCUGAGGAGUGAAUUGGAUAGUGGACCUGCAGACAUGACUGCUUGGUACACUUGGUAAAGUUUUGCCCGAUAGCUGUACCCUCCUCCCAAAUAUCCCUUCCCCAUUUUUCCUCUACACUAGUCACUAGUGGCAUCUGGGAUCUACUCCAAACUGGAGUAGUGUAAAUCGAGUGUAUAACAUCUGUUUUUCAUACUCUGAACUCUGAGGAUUUUUCUUCCCUCAUUUUUGUGUACAUCAAGACUGUAAUUCUUUUGUUGUUCUGGUUUUGGUUGAUUUACAGCAACAGGUUAUCAGUCAGAAUGUAAUCAGAAAUAGCAUAUCCUUGAAUAAAGCUUCUUCUGCUUUGCCACCAUUCAA
This is a messenger RNA of Lolium rigidum, 2893 nucleotides long. Its product is annotated as myosin heavy chain, non-muscle-like. Gene Ontology annotation, molecular function: protein binding. The record is from RefSeq and is a predicted model, not a curated record. The coding region runs from base 214 to 2547 and encodes 777 amino acids. The transcript has 3 exons. Lineage: Eukaryota; Viridiplantae; Streptophyta; Magnoliopsida; Poales; Poaceae.